Molecule: messenger RNA, 2287 nt
Organism: Aureobasidium vineae
Lineage: Eukaryota; Fungi; Ascomycota; Dothideomycetes; Dothideales; Saccotheciaceae
Source: the annotation of a GenBank genome assembly
UGUCUCUGUUGUUGUCGCUUCUCUGUUCAUCAUGGCGCAUCAUGAUCCGCGCGACUCGCGCGACAUCCCCGGACUGCCCUUUCAAGGUGAUCAGGCAUUCAUGCUGCCUCCCAUCCGACGCGCCAGAGUACCCGAGCGGGAGAAGCGAACCUAUAGGGCCUGCCUGCAUUGUCGACAACGAAAAAGUCGCUGCGACUUUCGCCGUGGUGUUGGACUAUCAGGAGGGUCGUCAAGGUCCAAGCCACCAAUCUUCCUCAAUCAUGAUCCUCGUUGGCAAGAAGCCUGGUCAAAUUUCGAUCCUGACAUAACUUUCAGAUAUGGCAGUGGCGAACCGGGAAAACCACCUUGUGAGCGAUGUAUACGAGAAAACCAUGAAUGCAUUCUCGGUCCAUCUCAUCGUGGCGGCCGAAGAAUCAAACGCAGCGCUACAGAGUCUGAGCAACCAGAGAAUGGCAUUUCUCGUAAUGCUUCUUCGAGCGAGGAUAUCGGGCAAUCUUCUGUUCCUCCUGUGCAACACGUGCAACAUGUGCAACAAGAAAGCACUCACGAGGAAAGGGACGAAAAUUACCACAGAAGGCUGCCAUCCUGGCCGCAAUAUACGCCAGGCCCGAGGAGUACACCAGCAUCUGCUCCGGAGGCACCAACCUCUCAUCCUAACACCAAGAUGACUGUCGACGAAAGCAUCGUCUCGACCAACCUGCAAAACCCAUCUGACGCCCUUGAGUUCCUAGCUAACGUGGCUGGUCGCAAUGAAGGAGCAGCACAAACGCCUUCCGCACAUGGUUCCAUGUAUGCAAGGUCUCCACAUCAGAGUGGCGCAGAACAGCACGCCCAAGACAGGACACCUUCGUCUAACCAUCCUUCGCCGUCAGUCAUGCAAAUACAAUUUCCACCGUACCAAAAAGGUCAUGUCUCUUUAGGCAUGAUGCAUGCACUAAUAGAGAGAUACAAAAUGAAGUAUCACCAGUUUUACUCGGUCGUGCCGCCUUUUAUGUUCGAGGCAGACCUACUUGCAGCUAACUCGGUACAUGAGCCAUAUUUGUUGGCUGCUGUAUGCACCAUUGCUUCCAAGGACGAGCCAUCGUGGUGGGACACCCAUGAAGCUUGUUCGACCCACAUGCAGCAGCUCAUUGCCGAACUCAUGUAUGGUGGUAUCGCCACUCUCGGUGCUGUAGAGGCGCUGUUAGUGCUGGCCGAAUGGGUCCCGAGGCCGCCCCAAUCAAUGACAGCAGUUGGUCGAGGAGAAGAAGAACAGACUGCGUGGAUGCUUUCAGGCAUGGCCAUUCGAAUGGGCUAUCUUCUAGGCAUUGAUCGCACAGGUUUUGUGAAUGAGUCUGAUCCUGCCGCACCGGACUACGUUCGGAAGCGUCUUGCUUGGGUUGGAUGUUACAUGAGCGAUCGCCAUAUAUCUGUUCGUGUCGGGAAAGCCUUCUGGAGCAGGGGCCCGGCUAUGAUCAAGUUCUCAUCUCGAGAUUUCCAGGACAUCAAAUACCCAGGCAAUCCUAUGGACAACUUUGCGGCUCUCUGUGAAGCUCAUCUGGAGUUGACGCAGCUCUUCAGCAAUGCUCACGACGUAUUGUACUCCUCGAAGAACAGGAGCGCACAACUGAACUUUGGUGGGGAAUACGUCAAGUAUAUUGUGAGUGCCUUGUGUACUGGGNNUACAUCGGUCAUCAAAGCAGCUCUCAUCAUAUCCUUCGAAUACCUUCGACUCUACGUCAAUGCUUUCGCAUACCAGGCAACUCUGACACGAAUGGCGCAAGAAUAUAGCGAUGAACAAACAUCACGAGGCCCGCAACGUGCGAAUGGACGGGUUGCAUUCACAGACUUCAUUGCCGCAACGCCAGACGCGCGAUUUAUCUACGAUUCUAUUGACUCUGCCAAAAAGCUACUGACCAUUUCUAACACACUGCUUGAUCCUACGACAGAGUUCAGGUACAUGCCCUUGCGGUAUUACCUUUAUGUCAUCUACUCGGCUGUCUUCUUGUACAAAGCAAGAUCAACCGGAGUCUUGGGCGCGGAUGGCGGAGAUGUCAAGAGGACUAACCAGAUGAACAUUGAUCAGACACCGCAACAAGCCUACACCAAUGCGUUCACCUUCUCCUGGCUAGACCUGCAUGCAGUCGGCGACUUUGCAACCAACAACAACGGCAACAUGAUGGAUAGCUACGAGAGCUUGGAUGACGUCUCUCAAGAACCAGCAUACGGACAUUUCGAUCCAAACUUUGUUCAAGGGCAGCAGCAACAGAUGGGCUGGAAUGGUUUCUCAGCUCCCGGCAUCAUAUUC